CUCAUUCAUUGCUUCUCUCUGGGACCACGCACCAUCCCUCCAAGAUGCUGGCAAAGACAGUUACAGGAAACUUUGCCAAUGUGAUUCAUGGUUUGAAUGCAAACCACCUGACAGACCAAGUCAUUCAGAGAAGCAAGCGAAUGAUUCUGGAUACUCUGGGAGUAGGCCUUCUGGGGACCAGCACCGAGGUCUACCACAAAGUGAAACAGUACAGCAAAAUCUACAGCUCAGAUAUAUCCAGUACCAUCUGGGGCCACUUGGAUUUCCGACUGCCUCCUCUGUAUGCAGCUUUUGUGAAUGGAGUGGCUGUGCACUCAAUGGAUUUUGAUGACACGUGGCAUCCAGCUACACACCCCUCUGGGGCUGUGCUCCCUGCCGUGAUUGCUCUCUCCGAAGCCUUUCCUCAGAAGAAAAAAAUCUCAGGUCUUGACCUGCUCUUAGCUUUCAACGUGGGAAUUGAGGUGCAAGGCAGGUUGCUACGUUUUUCCAACGAAGCCAGGAAUAUUCCAAAAAGGUUUCACCCACCAACUGUGGUUGGUACAAUGGGGAGUGCAGCAGCUUGCGCAAAACUGCUAGCUCUUGACCGGGUGAAAUGCAAAAACGCCUUGGCUAUUGCUGCCUCCUACGCAGGUGCCCCCCUGGCGAACGCAGCAACCCAAACGAAGCCCCUCCACAUUGGCAACGCUGCCAAGCACGGACUGGAAGCAGCUUGCUUAGCCUCACAGGACCUUCAAGGAAACAAACAGAUCUUGGACAUGGAGUCAGGGAUGGGUGCCUUUUACACAGAUUACAGCCCACAGUCCCUGCCAACCUUGCAGUCCUACGCCUGGCUGCUGGACCAGCAAGACGUGGCCAUCAAGCGCUUCCCUGCUCAUCUUGGUACACACUGGGUGGCUGAUGCAGCGUCUUCUGUUAGGAGGAAGCUCGUAGAGAGCAGCGACAAUGUGCUUCCCCUUGAUAAAAUUGAAAAAGUCAUUGUCAAAGUCCCAGAAGUCAAGUACGUGAACAGACCCAACCCGAACUCGGAACACGAAGCUCGACACUCCUUCCAGUUCGUUGCCUGCUCUUCUCUGCUGGAUGGCAGCAUGUCAGUCCAGUCCUUUGCCAGUGAGAACAUCCACCGCCCAGCCUUACGGGAGCUUCUCUGCAAAACUCAGCUAGAGCACCCUGCCGAUAACAAACCUAGCUUCGAGAGUCUUUACUGCGAAGUGACUGUCGUGCUUCAGGACAGCAACACGAUUAGCGACCGCUGCGACACCUUCUACGGACACUGGAGGAAACCUCUGGCAAAGGAGGACCUGGAGAAAAAAUUUCAGUCCAACGCUUCUGAAGUCCUCCCUGCAGAAGCCACAGAAGGCAUUAUAGAGACUGUGUACAACCUGGAAAAAGUAAAGGACUGUUCCAUAUUAAGUAUGUUUCUAUCAGGACAGUCAGCUAGAGCACUUUCAAAGAAGCUGUGCUUACUUUGAAGUUACAGCUAAAUGCUCUUCACAAAGCAAACAAAAUUCAGGAAGAGCCCUUAGUGACUCAAGCACUUUUAAAUUGGACUUACUAACACAAGAGCCAUUGUCAGGCCAAUAUUCUGGUUUUUGACUAAGUAAUUUAGAAAUAACAUGCACGGUUCAGUCAGAGAGGCUGAAGAUCUGCUGGCACAGUCUACUUCAAUUAUCUUUGUAUCUCUAGAGGCAGAGCACUGUCUGCGUACUGCAUAAAAAUUUCCCUAGUCUUCUGCCAAAAGAAGCCUGCACAUUCUGCUUCUGCAAAAUCACUUUGUAAAGGAAAUCCAAAUUCUGGAGGAGUAUGGAAAUGCUGUCUCUGUGAGAAACACCACUGUGGGGACAGAAAAUAAGUCUCUAAACAUGUAUUUCUGUACAUUUAGCUAUAAAGUCUCCUUGAAGAGGCUGCCUCCUACAUCAGAGCUUCGACGUUUGUAGCAAAACACACAUACAAAACAGAGUAGGAGCUC
Messenger RNA from Oxyura jamaicensis (ruddy duck), 1966 nucleotides. It is a transcript of the gene ACOD1, whose product is annotated as aconitate decarboxylase 1. NCBI's taxonomy places the organism in Eukaryota, Metazoa, Chordata, Aves, Anseriformes, Anatidae. The transcript has 5 exons. The coding region runs from base 45 to 1469 and encodes 474 amino acids. Gene Ontology annotation, molecular function: lyase activity. The record is from RefSeq and is a predicted model, not a curated record.